Molecule: messenger RNA, 1821 nt
Organism: Penicillium brevicompactum
Lineage: Eukaryota; Fungi; Ascomycota; Eurotiomycetes; Eurotiales; Aspergillaceae
Gene: alg10
Product: dolichyl-P-Glc:Glc(2)Man(9)GlcNAc(2)-PP-dolichol alpha-1,2- glucosyltransferase
Exons: 2
Coding region: 1-1821 (606 amino acids)
Biological process (GO): dolichol-linked oligosaccharide biosynthetic process; protein N-linked glycosylation
Cellular component (GO): endoplasmic reticulum
Molecular function (GO): dolichyl pyrophosphate Glc2Man9GlcNAc2 alpha-1,2-glucosyltransferase activity
Source: RefSeq, a predicted model, not a curated record
AUGUCGAAUCCUGCAGAGUCGGACCUCAGCCGGACGGCAAGGUGGCUUGUCCCCUUUGGACUGAUCUUGUUCCCUUUUUUCUGGGUGAACCUUGUCAACAAGGUGGUCCCGGAACCCUACCUGGAUGAGGUCUUUCAUGUUCCCCAGGCUCAGGCAUACUGGGCGCAUAAAUGGUCUCAAUGGGACCCAAAGCUCACUACUCCGCCGGGUUUGUAUCUGGUCUCAUACCUGGUCUUCACCCUCCGUACCCCGGAGGCGUUAACUACCGAUGUCCUUCGCAUGACCAACAUCGGUGCCAUCUCGGUCUUGCUUCCAUGGAGAUUGCAAACACUCCUAGACACUAUUCAAAAAACCACUAACACCCGGCCGUUGGGUGCUAAUCUUUCACACACUGUCUUGAACAUCUGUCUCUUCCCGCCGUUGUUCUUCUUCUCGGGUCUAUACUACACCGACGUUCUUGCUUUGCUCUUCACGGUGGAAGCAUACAACUGGGACCUCAAGAGAGAUUCACAGGUAUCCACCAACGGGAAGCGUAACAAACUCCUGGAAAAUCUAGGUUUCCUGGCUUUUGCUCUAUCGGCAUUGAUCUGUCGUCAAACAAACAUCUUUUGGGUUGCUGUAUUCCUCGGUGGGCUUCAGGCCGUGCGCACAAUCAGACGUUCUUCGAAGAACUGUAUGUCGUCUAAAUGGACGAACAUUGUGAAGCAAAGCGGCCAGAAUGAGCUCUACGAUCCCCCUGUUUCAGGGGCUUCGUUUGAAGGUCACAAGGAGUUCCACACUGCUGGAAUUCAUUUGGCCCAGAUGCUUUACAUCUGGCCCUAUAUUGCUUUCUUCUCGUGGCCACUUUUCGUGAUCCCACUCAUCAACAUCCUCGCGAUCAAACCACUUCCCGCAUGGAUCAACCUCGGCUUCCCUCCGAAGCAGAGAAAGUACCCAAGGCUCGUGGCAGCUGCGAUUGUCAUUCCCGUAAUGUUAGCUGUGGUUCACUUCAACACUAUUGUGCACCCCUUCACCCUGGCCGAUAACAGACACUAUGUGUUUUAUGUUUUCCGUCUGCUUCUGGGUGUUCACCCAGCCAUCAAAUAUGCCGCAGUUGUGGUCUACUUCCUGUGCGGGUGGGCGGUCAUCUCUGCCUUUGGAUUUACCACAAUCCAACGCCCACCUAGAACUGUACGCAUCCAAGAGCCGUCUGCUCCUGCUGCUGCCCCACCUGCUGCUGCUGCUGCUCCCGCCCCGGCUCCAGUUCCGACUCCAGCUCCGGCUCCAGAUGUUUCCCGGGCUAAGCCCAAACCUAAGCCCAAACCAGCGCAGGCACACGAGCAACCGCCCAAAGGCACCAAACGACCCAGCAAACCAACCAAAAAGAAGGGCACCGAAUCUGCGUCUGAAAAGAAGACCGAUCCUGCCCCAGAGAAAAGUGCCGACCCCACUGACCCCGAGGUCCUGGCCAAGGUGCAACAACAUCUUCUCACGCGCCAGAAAGAGGCGAUUGACACACCCCGUGUCAGUUUUGUUUUGAUUUGGCUGGCUGCUACCACAUUAUCCCUGGUGACUGCGCCCCUCGUCGAGCCACGUUACUUCAUCAUUCCUUGGGUGAUGUGGCGUCUUCAUCUGCCUCCCUUGCCUUCCCUAUACAAGCACCGGGAGACACGUCCUCGAGAAGAAGCUGCUAAGCGGAACUCUGAUUUCAUUAUCAAUUCACCCAAGUUUGUGGAGAUGGCCUGGUUCUUGGUCAUCAACCUGGUCACUGGGUAUGUCUUCCUGUACAAGGGCUUUGAGUGGCCACAAGAGCCUGGCAAGAUUCAACGCUUCAUAUGGUGA